Salvia splendens (bonfire salvia) is the source of this 1089-nucleotide messenger RNA. RefSeq lists its product as uncharacterized. The transcript is spliced from 2 exons. Bases 1 to 1089 code for a protein of 362 amino acids. NCBI's taxonomy places the organism in Eukaryota, Viridiplantae, Streptophyta, Magnoliopsida, Lamiales, Lamiaceae. Gene Ontology annotation, molecular function: zinc ion binding. The record is from RefSeq and is a predicted model, not a curated record.
AUGCCACCUGAGGGGGCAAGGGAAUGGCAUACUGUUGACAGCCAUUGGAUUAGACCCGAAGGAUCAGAUAUUUCCCAUUGCAUUUGCCGUUGUAGUCGUCGAGAGUACAGAGACAUGGAGCUGUUCCUGGAGUUUUUAGUCAAAGAUUUGGAAAUCACUAACUCAAGCAAGUGGACAUUUCUAUCGGAUAGACAAAAGGGGUUGAUCAAUGCGGUACGAAGUUGCUGCCAUAUGGCCGAGCACCGCUUCUGUGUUUGGCAUAUGCAUAAUAACUUCCAGAAGGUGUUCACCUCGACAACGUUGAAGGACAAGAUUUGGGAAGCCGCUCGUGCGAUGACUGAAUAUGCCUUCGACAGGGCCAUGGAUGAAAACAAGCAACUAAACUCUGGAGCACACAAUUGGCUGACCACACAUACUUCGAAAGAGCACUGGAGCCGAGCCUUCUUCGGUUUUGAGGCCAAAUGUGAUAUACUCGUGAAUAAUAUUUCGGAGUGCUAUAACCGGGUUUUACUUUUUGCACGUGAUAAGUCAUUAUAUGGUAUGCUGGAAUGCAUCCGUAUGUAUCUGAUGGACAAAUUCACAACCCGGGGAAAGAUGGCUCAAAGGCUCGAGGACUGUGUCGGCCUCAAGAUACAUAAGAAGAUCGAGAAGUUGAAGAGCAAAGUUGGAGACUGUAUGGUGAGGGAGACAGGUGAAUGGCUGUAUCAAGUGAAUACAAAAUUCAAUGAACAAUUCGUGGUCGAUCUAAGGGACCGGACUUGCAGCUGUAGGCGUUGGAUGCUGACGGGGCUGCCAUGCCCACACGCAUGUGCUGCCAUCCAGUUAUCAUCAAAGACCGUAGAGUCUUUCAUACCUACUUGCUACUCAACGGAGACGUUCCGACAGGUCUAUGCAGGUGUGAUCUACCCGGUACAUGGACCGGAUAUGUGGCCGAAGACUCCACACCCAGAUAUUGUUCCACCAGACCUUAGAAGACUACCAGGACAACCUAAGGGAUCAAGGAUGAAGUCGGUUCAAGAGCAGGCCGAGAUACUCAAAGCCAAAGCAAAGACAACACGAUUAGCCUGUCUCCUUGUUGAAUUCCGAUAG